AUGAAGUUUUUGUGGCUACUACUGCUAGUAAAGGACAUAUUGUGUCUCUACACACAUACGAGCUUAUUAAAGGGUUUGACAGAUAAUAACUUAUUGGCUGUGCAACAUCUUCAAGAAUAUAUUCGGAUUGAUUCAAGCAAAACGGAGAAUUAUGAUUCAGUGGUAGAAUUUUGGCAACGAUUGGCAGAUGAGAUAAACCUACCGUUGACAGUUAAUCGCCCAGCAGGUUUUCCUGUCUGUAUACUUACAUGGAUUGGAGCCAAGCCCGACCUGCCUAGUAUCAUGCUGAACACACACUCUGACGUUGUUCCUGCCUACGAUAAUUUAUGGAAGUACCCACCGUUUGCGGCAGUUAUUGAUGACAACGGAGACUUGUAUGGGCGCGGGGCCCAAGACACAAAAUCCCUAGCAAUUCAACAUUUUGAGGCGAUCAAAGAGCUGAAAAACAAUAAUAUCACUUUACAGAGGACUAUUCAUCUUACGGUUUUGCCAGAUGAAGAAAAUGGAGGCUUUCGUGGUAUUAAGGCGUUCAUAAAAAGUGAUGAUUUUAAAAGACUUAACGUCGGUUUUGUGCUUGAUGAAGGUCUGACGUCACCUGACAACACUUAUCUUGCUACGUACUUGGACAGACGACCUUGGCAAAUAAAUAUGACAUUUUAUGGGCAAGGGGGACAUGGCUCGCAAAUUGCGGACAAAGGUGUUAUUGAGAAGCUUGAUUACAUAUUGAAUUAUACUUUACAAUAUCAAAAGGAGCAAAAAGAAGUAAUGGCGAGAGGCAAUAAUGCAAGGUUGGGACGAUUCACUACUAUGAAUGUCAAUAUUGUUAAGACAGGAAUAGCAACAAACGUUCUACCGAGCCUUGUAAAUGUGGUCAUUGAUAUGAGACUGGCUUCCGACGUUAACAUCUCUGAUAUACAACAAAUGAUUGACACGUGGCAAAAUGUGACGGGUCCAGGAACAACUGUGGAGUACCUCCGUCGUGAUGAAGUGUCGCCUGCAACGAGUCUAGCCGACAACUGUUAUUGGAAUGCUAUGCUGGAGGCUGCCACGGAGAUGAAUAUUACCAUAAAACCGGUGGUGUUGACUGCCACUUCAGACAUGGUGGUCGUAAGAAAACUUGGGAUCCCGGCGAUUGGUUUUAAUCCUAGCAUAAACACGAUUUUACGUAUACAUAAUAACGAUGAAUAUGUCAACAUUGAAACAUUCAUACAAGGCAUUCAAGUUGUCAAAAAUAUUGUUAUGAAAUUGAGCAAUGUACCAGGAUAA
This is a messenger RNA of Pieris macdunnoughi, 1266 nucleotides long. Lineage: Eukaryota; Metazoa; Arthropoda; Insecta; Lepidoptera; Pieridae. The record is from the annotation of a GenBank genome assembly.